Messenger RNA from Ficedula albicollis (Collared flycatcher), 645 nucleotides. RefSeq names its product meteorin, glial cell differentiation regulator (gene METRN). Gene Ontology annotation, biological process: positive regulation of axonogenesis; glial cell differentiation. The record is from RefSeq and is a predicted model, not a curated record. Gene Ontology annotation, molecular function: hormone activity. The coding region runs from base 1 to 645 and encodes 214 amino acids. NCBI's taxonomy places the organism in Eukaryota, Metazoa, Chordata, Aves, Passeriformes, Muscicapidae. The transcript has 6 exons.
AUGGUCGGCGGGACCUCCAGCCCGCGGCAGGGCCCGAAGCAUCGCCCGAAGGCGCCGGACUCUGAACAAAGAGCCGGGGCCCGCCAGGAGGGGCUGCCCCACGCGGGGGACAUGGGGGGACAGGGGGGCCACGCAGCCAGCAGCGUCCUGUCGGGGACAAAGCAGCCCCCCGACUGUCCCCCUCCCCCCAGGCUGCCGUCCAGGCGCGUCCCCCCACCAGAGCCGCGGGAAAGAGGCGCUGUGCCCCACAGCGGGCUGUCACAGGAGGCUGGCAGCGUGGAGCAGCUGUCCCUGCACUGUGCCGAGGGCUCGCUGGAAUGGCUGUACCCCACGGGCGCCCUUCGCCUCCGCCUGGCCCCCCGCCUGCCCCCCACCACCCACUGGCUGGCCCGGCCGGCGCUGCCCGCCGCCAGCCCCAGCGCUGAAGGUGCGUGCCGGCCGUGCAAUGACACCGAGAUCCUGAUGGCCAUUUGCACUAGUGACUUUGUGAUCCGCGGCAGCAUCCGCAGCGUCUCCAACGACGCCGAGCUGCAGGAAUCCAUCAUCGGGGUGAGCGCCACCCGCAUCCACCGGCAGAAAUUCCCGCUCUUCCGGGCGGGCGGAGAUCGGAAGAGCGGGGGGCUGCAGCCCUUUGUGCCCUUCUGA